This is a messenger RNA of Pisolithus orientalis, 4823 nucleotides long. RefSeq names its product Sec63-domain-containing protein. Lineage: Eukaryota; Fungi; Basidiomycota; Agaricomycetes; Boletales; Pisolithaceae. The record is from RefSeq and is a predicted model, not a curated record. Bases 120 to 4823 code for a protein of 1567 amino acids. Gene Ontology annotation, molecular function: nucleic acid binding; ATP binding. The transcript has 25 exons.
AGUUCACGCAACGCAUUUGAACGCAUCCAAAGAUUAGCCAACUGAAGCACUGCUCUUGUUGCUCAUCUCGUCGGACACUUCUUCGCCAAGUAUUCCACUCAAGCCACUCGAUUACAACCAUGUUAAAUUUCGCAGACCAUAUCGAUUCCCUCACCUCGUCUUCCAGAGAAGCCGGCGGCAAUGAAGUCAAAACAUCGCUGUUGGACGAGUGGACCAGUUACCGAGUUGACAGCCGCGAUGUUUACCCGCUGGAACAAGCUCCUAUCGGCAAAUUGUGGGAUUCUGUUUUAGAUGUGUUUGGUUUUCAGGACAUCCACCCUAUGGCAAGAAGUGUACUCAGUAAUCUCAGUUCUGAUCAUAUCUCGAAACUCUAUGAUUUACUUGCUAGCUCGCAUACGAACGACGAGAUCUCGAGGGAAGUGUCUGAACUUUGUGGCCUUGAUGAUACAGGUUUAGGACGGGAGCUGGUGCAAUCGCGCGCCGUGGUAUUACAGCAACUCGCUGGUCUGCGCUUUCAAGUCAGCACAGGUGUUAGCAGUGCUUCAGGGCGAUCUUCCGGCUGUGGUGAAGUUAGCUUUGAUCCAGAAGAUGCGCGUCUUAGGCUCGAGGAGACACUAAAAGCGAAUGCUGCCCGUCCAUUAUUCACUAAAAAUGCCACAGAUACUCCGGAAGUUUUGCCUCACGUCUAUACAUCUAUGGCCAACAUUAGUGGUGGAGGUGUCAUGUCGCAGUUUGGGACUAAAUAUUCGUUGCCAAUGGGGACCGCCCGACAUGAUUACAAGGAUUACUUGGAAGUUAUCGUUCCGCCCGCGAAAGCAGUCUUCAAGCGACCCUCAGAACGGCUGAUAGCUGUAUCUGAAUUGGACAACUUAAUCAAAGGAUCUUUUGCGGGGUAUACGCAUCUUAAUAGAAUCCAGUCUAUCGUUUAUCCCACCGCCUAUGGAUCCAACGAGAACAUACUUAUUUGCGCCCCCACUGGUGCUGGGAAAACUGAUGUAGCAAUGCUGACGAUUUUGAGGGUCCUAGAUCAACACAGAAGGCCCGGCGCACGGGAAUUGCCCACAACUCCGACUAUCGACCGCGACAGCUUCAAGAUUGUCUACGUAGCACCUAUGAAAGCUUUGGCUUCAGAAAUCACGCAAAAGCUAAGGAGACGUUUGAAAUGGCUUUUGAUUCAAGUCAGAGAAUUGACUGGUGACAUGCAACUUACCAAAUCUGAAAUCGCGGAGACGCAAAUAAUCGUGACAACUCCAGAAAAGUGGGACGUAGUUACCCGAAAACCAGCAGGAGAAGGAGAGUUAGGAUCUAGACUCAAACUUCUUAUCAUCGAUGAAGUCCAUCUACUGAACGAAGAUCGCGGUGCGGUCAUCGAGACUAUAGUCGCUCGAACUUUACGACAGGCAGAGGCCAGCCAGUCUGUCAUCCGCAUCGUGGGUUUAAGUGCGACGCUUCCCAAUUACAUUGAUGUGGCGGACUUCUUAAGUGUCUCACGUUACACAGGCCUAUUCUAUUUUGACUCGUCUUUCCGACCGAUACCCUUAGAGCAACAUUUCAUUGGUAUCAGGGGUAAAGCCGGGAGUAUGCAGGCCAAAAGAAACCUGGAUCAAGUCACGUUCGAAAAGGUAUCCGAGUUGGUUAGGCAGGGUCACCAGGUUAUGGUCUUCGUGCAUGCCCGAAAGGAAACAGUCAAUACUGCAUUCGCGCUCAAGGACGCUGCAGCAGCGGAGGGGUCACUUUUGGAUUAUAGUUGCGAAGAUAAUCCACAGUGGAACUUCUACCGCAAGAGCAUAGGGGAAUCUCGCAACAAAGAGAUGAAGCAGCUUUUUUAUUAUGGUUUUGGUAUCCAUCAUGCUGGCAUGCUGCGGUCAGACCGAAAUUUGAUCGAAAGAUUGUUCAAAGAGAGGGCUAUAAAGGUGCUAUGUUGCACUGCCACUCUCGCAUGGGGAGUCAACCUCCCUGCUCAUGCAGUAAUUAUCAAGGGGACAGAAGUCUAUGAUAGUGCAAAGGGCAAGUUCGUAGAUCUAUCUGUCCUAGAUGUUCUACAAGUUUUUGGUCGUGCUGGCCGGCCCGGGUUAGAAACAAGUGGAGAAGGGUACAUUUGUACUUCAGAAGAGAAACUCUCACACUACUUAGACGCUGUCACAUCGCAAACACCGAUUGAAUCAAAAUUCGAGUCAGGAAUGAAGGAUGCAUUAAAUGCCGAAAUAGCCCUUGGAACGGUCUCUAGCGUUAGCGAUGGUGUUCGUUGGCUGGGCUAUACAUACCUCUUCGUGCGAAUGAAAAAGAAUCCUUUCCAGUACGGUUUGUCACGAGAAACAGUCGCCAACAAUCCCGUACUCGUCGAAACGCGGCGACAGGCUAUCAAACAGGCAGCCAAUCAAUUGGCGAAACUAAAAAUGAUUGACUUUGAUGCUGAUGCCGAGACAUUCACCUACAAAAGAUAUAGGACAAAUCGCGGCAAAGUACUACGUCCGUCAUCAGUCCAUAGAGAUAUGGGACACAUUCUUCAAAACCGGCAUGUCCGAGGCAGAUGUACUCCGCAUGUUGAGUAUGAGUACCGAGGUAUAUCUGUAUGGCAUGACGAGGGACCGGAAACUGAUCGAGGCGCGCAGUUUAAUCAAAUCCAGGUUAGGGAGUCAGAGGUCAAGGAACUGGAGCACUUGAUGGGACUCGUGCCUUGCGAGGUUUACGGAGGAAUGGAUACGAAUCAGGGGAAAGUCAAUAUUUUAUUGCAGGCGCACAUAUCCAGGUUGCCUAUACAAGAUUUUGCUUUAAUAUCCGACAGUGCAUAUGUUGCGCAAAAUGGUGGUCGGAUCAUGCGGGCACUCCUGGAGAUGGCUAUCGGCCGCAAGUGGGCAAACACAACCGUUGUUCUCGCGACGAUGUGUAAAGCAGUGGAGAAGCGCAUGUGGCCUUUCGACGAACCAAUGAGACAGUUUCCGCUUAAGGACAAUAUUAUCUACGGCCUCACGAAUCUUCACACGGAGUAUCAUCCAAAGGAUCUCGCCUCUAUGCCUGCAGCCGAACUAGGAGAACUGAUUAGACUAAACGAGGGCCAGGGACUCGCCCUUCUGAAGGCUGCGAAACAGUUUCCAUUCCCGGAAUUAUCUGCUUCCCUCCAUCCACUGGGGCCUGAAAUAUUGAAGAUAGCGGUUUCUGUGACAAGAACUUUCACUAUCAAGCGCAUCGUAUUACGCGAGUCGCCAGAGGUCUUGGAUGUUAACUUCAUUAUCUCCCUAGUCGGCCAGAGUUUACCUUCCAUGACAGUUCGCCUUAUCUCCGACCGGUGGUUGGGCGCCGACAACGAGCAUUCGGUAUCGCUAGAUGAUUUGGUCAUGCCGGUAAUUUCUCAUGCACACACACGGCGGCAAGACGUUGGCUUUCUGCCCAUAUCCUCUCUACGCCUUCCCGCCAUAGAACAGCUGUACUUUUCAGUUCAGUGCAGCUUCCUGAAUGCCAUCCAGACACAAGCAUUUUGGAGCGUUAUCAACACCUCAGCUAAUGUUCUUCUUGCUGCACCAGUCUGUUCCGGGAAGUCAUCCCUGGCAUACAUGGCAAUAUGGUCAACUCUGCUCAGAUCGCAGACCGUCGCUUGGGCGCUUGUCGUUACCCCUAGUAAAGCAAUCGCAAGAAGUACACUCUCAGGAUUGAGUUCCGGCGCAGCCAUUUGUGGCAUCAACGUGGAAUAUAACAAUGAAAAGACAAUCUUUAACUCUCCGAGGAGUAAAGUGAUUCGGGUGGUCACUGCUGCAGUGCUUCUGCACGCUUUACGCAUUACGCACGCCAAAAGUGCCAAACCAACACAUCCCAAUCUCGUUCUGUGCGAAAAUUUGGAACAGCUUGAUGACACUUACGAACUUGCAGGUCACUUACCUACCCGGUACAUAGGAAUAUCACGUUCGCUUAAUGACCCCACGGAUCUCGCGUCAUGGUUGGGCGUCGAGUCCAGGGAGCUGUACAGCUUUCUUCCCGGGGACCGUGAACAAUCAUUGAGCUAUUCUGUCCAGACGUACUCGAUGCCCAUAUCUGAGGCGCUGUUCAAGGCAUUGGCCAAGCCUGCCUAUGCAGCCAUGGGACUCGGUUCCUUCACCGAGUCUGCCAUUGUUGCCGUUCCCUCACGAGCACACUGUACAACAAUUGCCCAGGAGCUCAUUACACAGCACAACCUCAACUCGGUGACCGAGACGGGGUUUCUUGCCAGGACCGCAUCCGCGAUAGAUGUAGAAGAACGUCUGGGCCAUUCAGAGGAUCAUAUCGCGGCAAACUUCGCUUCGCGCGGCGUCGGCAUCUUCCACAGGGGAAUAUCCGACACGACACGGGAGCGUAUCCUUGAACUGUUCGCGGAGGGCAUCAUUCGCGUACUCGUCGUCACGCGUGAGGCGUGCUGGAGGCUACCCGCCAGGGCGGGCGCAGUCGUUGUCGUGGGUACCCAAUAUAUUUGCGUGAACCCUUCUACUUCCGAGCGCCAGCUCAGAGAUUAUACGCUGCUGGAGCUGACGGAGAUGCAAAGCUGGGCCGUUCAGCAGUCUUCGCCGGGACACUUUACUCUGUUCUGCCCUGUUGAAGACGGAGAGAUGUUCAGCAGGUUCUUGAACGACGACGGAUUGCCGCUGGAGUCCAAAUUGCUAGAGACGGACCUCCUUAGCAGGUGGUAUAGGGAGAGCAUGGAAGGAGGAACGCUCCGUAACGAGGAAGAUGCUGUCCAGGCGUUAUCGUUUACCUUCAUGGCGAGGCGACUUGUCAGUAACCCUACUUACUACGACGUGGAAGAUAGCACGCGGGACGAGGUUUUGUCUAGCAUCAGUCAGAGACUUGGUAACUAA